GAAAAUGCCUCGGGACAGGGACCCCCUUGUUGUUGGACGAGUGGUAGGUGAUGUUUUAGACCCCUUCACAAGGUCCGUUUCUCUGAGGGUGACCUACGGCAAUAAGGAGGUUAACAAUGGUUGUGAGCUCAAACCUUCUCAAGUUGUCCAGCAACCUAGAGUUGAUACUGGUGGUGACGAUCUCAGGACUUUCUACACUCUGGUCAUGGUGGAUCCUGAUGCACCCAGCCCAAGUGAUCCCAACCUAAAGGAAUAUUUGCAUUGGUUGGUUACGGAUAUUCCAGCAACAACCGCGGCAAGCUUCGGGCAAGAGAUCGUGUGUUACGAAAGUCCACGGCCAACAGUUGGGAUUCAUCGCUUUGUUUUUGUGCUGUUUCGCCAAUUGGGUAGGCAAACAGUGUAUGCUCCUGGAUGGCGCCAAAACUUCAAUACCAAAGACUUCGCCGAGCUUUAUAAUCUUGGAUUACCGGUGGCUGCCGUCUAUUUUAACUGCCAAAGGGAGAGCGGCUCCGGUGGGAGGAGAAGAUAA
This is a messenger RNA of Pyrus x bretschneideri (Chinese white pear), 529 nucleotides long. It is a transcript of the gene FT, whose product is annotated as protein HEADING DATE 3A. NCBI's taxonomy places the organism in Eukaryota, Viridiplantae, Streptophyta, Magnoliopsida, Rosales, Rosaceae. The record is from RefSeq and is marked provisional.